This is a messenger RNA of Hemicordylus capensis (graceful crag lizard), 11809 nucleotides long. RefSeq names its product zinc finger ZZ-type and EF-hand domain containing 1 (gene ZZEF1). Gene Ontology annotation, molecular function: zinc ion binding; ubiquitin-like protein ligase activity; calcium ion binding. Gene Ontology annotation, cellular component: postsynapse. The record is from RefSeq and is a predicted model, not a curated record. Gene Ontology annotation, biological process: regulation of synaptic plasticity; protein ubiquitination. The transcript has 55 exons. Bases 162 to 9308 code for a protein of 3048 amino acids. NCBI's taxonomy places the organism in Eukaryota, Metazoa, Chordata, Lepidosauria, Squamata, Cordylidae.
CGUCGGCCGGCCAGACACCCCCCCCGCCGGACGGCAGUGUCGCAAAAGGAGGCGGGGCGCCGCUUUGCGACUGCCGGGCGGCGCGAGAGUGGGGCCGCUCCCUGAAGGGAAGGAGGCGGCGGCCGGGCAGAGCGAGCGAGCGGGCAGGCGGGCGGCGCCUCAUGGGGACCGUGGGCAGCCACAGCGAGGGCGAGGAGGAGGAGGCGGCCUCGGCGGCCGCGGAAGGCGGAGAGGCAGCAGCGGGGCCGCCGGGGGCCAGCGAGGCCAUGGAGCUGUCCUCGUCGUCGUCGCCGCCGCCGCCGCCGCCGGGCCCCGCCGCCGCCGCCGCCUCCCCUGUGGCGGGCGGUUCCGCCGGCGGCUCUGGCGGCGGCUUCCCGGCGGCGGCGGUGCUGCUGGGCCAGGCGCGGCUGCGGGAGGCGGCGGCGGCGCGGCUGCGGGAGGCGCCCUCGGCCGAGCCGCUCCUCUCGCGCCACCACGCCGCCCUCCUGCGCUGGCUGGAGGAGCGCCUGGCCCGCGGCGAGGAGGCCGUCAGCCUGGAGCAGCUGGCCGAGGCCCUGGAGAGCCGCGCCGGGCCCGCCGCCGCCGGAGGAGCCGGGGCUGGAGCCGGGGCUGGAGCCGGAGGAACCGGAGCCGCCGCCGGGGCCGGGAGCGGGGCCGCCCCGGCCGGAGGAGGAGCAGGAGGAACCGCCGCCGCCGAGGAGGAGGAGCGGGCCCGCAGCCAGGAGGUGCUCGCUCAGUUUGAUGCCGAGGGCGACGGCAUGGUGGACGUGGCCGACAUGUUGGAGGUGCUGAAGAAUUCCAGCGGCGCCAACCUCCAAGGGGAGCUGAGCCACGUGAUCAAGCAGCUCCAGGCUUGUUCGCUCAUUCCAGGUUUCAUAGACAUCUUUUCGGAAUCAAAGGAGCGCCUUAGUCUUCAUGCUUCCCUGAUUCUGAGAUUCCUGCACCGGCACCGGAUCGCCAGCACCGGCAUCCCCUACUCCAUUUUGGAAUACUUCAACAAUAUUUGCAUGAUGCGCUCUUCCGUGCUGAAGGAUUCUUUGGACCGACUCUUACUAAAAGAAAAAGAAUGUCCGAGCGACUUCAACGGCAGCCAGGAGCUGGACAAGCUGAAAUCCGUCUCCAAGUGCUACACCCACAUCGAGACCUCCUCCAACUCGGCCGACGUGGACAAGAUGACGAACGGGGAGACGUCCUCCUUCUGGCAGUCGGAUGGCAGCGCCCGUUCGCACUGGAUACGUUUGAAGAUGAAGCCGGACAUCAUCCUGAGGCACCUCUCCAUCGCGGUGGCCGCCAGCGACCAGAGCUACAUGCCGCAGCAAGUCACGGUGGCCAUCGGAAGGACCGCCAGCAGCCUCCAGGAGGUCCGCGACGUCCACAUCCCCAGCAACGUGACCGGCUACGUGACGCUGUUGGAAAAUGCCAACAUCAGGCAGAUGUAUGUGCAGAUCAACAUCAAGCGCUGCCUCAGCGACGGGUGCGACACGAGGAUCCACGGGCUGCGGGCGAUCGGCUACCAGCGCGUGAGGAAAGGCGGCGUCUCGGUCAGCGACGCGUCCGCCAUCUGGUACUGGUCCCUGCUGACCUCCCUGGUGACGGCGUCCAUGGAAACCAACCCGAGCAUUGUCCACACCAUCUUGCAAAAUACUCAAAAGGCCCUGCAGCAUAUGCCCCCGCUCUCCCUGUCGCCCGGCUCCACUGACUUCUCAAGCUUCUUAUCCCCCAACGUCCUGGAAGAAGUGGACAGCUUCCUGCUGAGAAUUUCCAGCUGCUGUUCCUCUCCAGAGGUGGAGCUGAUGCUGCUGGCGUUUGCCCUGGCCAGAGGGAGCAUCGCCAAGGUGUUGAGUUCCCUCUGCGCCAUCACCGACCAUCUGGAAACGCCUUACAAGGCCGCCUCCCUCAUCGCCGCCAUGGCCACCGUCCGGCAGAACCUGCUCUACAAAUACGGGACGCCGCUGCGCCUGACUCUGCAGGCCUGCGAUGUCAAAGGCAAGGAGGACAAAUCGGGGCCCGAGAACCUCCUCGUGGAGCCCUGGACAGGCGACGGCUUCCUGACGGAGACCGGAAAGACCCGCGCCAGCGUCAUUCUCUCCACAGGGACGGAAUCCGCCUUCCAGGUCACCCAGAUCAGGAUCAAGGUGCGGAGGGGGGCCAUCGGGGCGCGCUGCGGCCUGGUCUUCGCUUACAACUGCUCCUCGGAGAAAUUCCACGCCGAGGACCACUUCCGAAGAUUCGACAGCUACGACAAGUGGAAGCUGGAGGAUUUCCGGCGCUUCUUAAAGAGGAGGAGCGACGCUUCCCAGGACGAGCUGGGGGAGGAAGACCCUGUCGGCUGGUUUGAAAUGGAAGAGGAGUGGGACGAAGUGGAAGUCAAAAUGCAGCAGUGCAGAAUUUCCAAGUUUUUGAUGAUAAAGUUCCUCUGCACGAGGCAAGAGAAGGCGGAGCGACUCGGCGUGCAAGGCCUGAACGUUUUCGGGUACCUUCGGCCCGCAUCAGCUGAGCCCAACCGGAGCAAGAAUUGUCUGCAGUGUGACAAGGCCAACGGCGACACCGUUUGUGGGACCACUCUCCUCCUCAAGACCCUCUGCUUCAUUCAGCAGCUGGCACAGGAUUUGGUCCAGAAGAAAGAGAGUGGGCUACGGUACAAGGCGUAUCUGGACUUCUCGGGCCUCGAUUUAAAGCUGUUCUGGAACUUCUACAGCAAACUACACCAAAGCCCCCGGGAGGAGUGCAUCGACGCCCAGACCAUGAUCCUGCGCCUGCUCCAGAGUUGCUUCUCCACGCUGGCUGCGGAUGACAAAACCAGCCAGCCUCCGGAGGCAGCGCCGAGCCAAAGGCCUGAGAACGCGGAGGCGGCCGAGGAGCUCUGCAAGCAUCUCUUCGAAGUUGUCGAUAGAAGUGACAGCGAGUCCACGCUGUUGAAGACCUUGAAGCAGGAGAUCCACAACACGCUGCUCAGCGGAGGAGCCAUCUUCUUUCCCAACGGUCGAGCCAGGAGGCAGCAGCUCUUUGCCAUGCUGAAAAACAUCACCGAGCAGGAGCACAAGCCGUCCGUCCACCUGGCGUUCAAGUCCCUCUGCACGUACUUCAGCGAUCAGGAUCCGGGCGGGCUUCUGCUGCUGCCGGAAAAAGGGUCUUCUGCGAGCCUGGACACUGCUCAGGUGCUGUCGGUGAUGGAGACGCUUCAGCUGGUGGCGUCAAGAGAGUGUGAGCUGCUGAUGCUGGGGCUUGCCCAGCCGGACACCAGCUCCGUGCUCUCGGCCCUCUUCUGGUCCGUCCAGGGCAGCCUCCUUUCUUGGUGCUACUUGCAACUGAAGGGCGGCGAAGCAGCACCCAGGAGCCAGGCCACGGAAAUCCUGACCAAAUACGUGCAACAGUUCCUGUUGAGCGUCAGGACUAUUUUAGAGUCGCUUCUGUCCCAACACAGUGGGAAGGUGGUGGUGGAAAAACUGAGCAAUUCGGUUCUCGCCAUGGUGUCCCGCCAGCUGAUGACCUUCCUGCAGGAUUUCUGCACUUUAGACAUCCCACACUGUACCCUCCUGCAGGAUGUCAGCACUUUGAUAAAACUACUGAAUGACUUGACCAUGGAGCGGGGAGAGAGUCCGAACAAGGUGAACAUGGAGAUCUGGCAGCAGGAGCAGCCUGUGGUCCUGCGCACGUGGUCCAUGGAGUCUCCCCAUAACUAUGAGAACAAUUGCCACGACGUCACCGCCUUCCUCUGCCCGGGGGCAACCUACUUCGAGGUGGAAUUUGACGAAAGAUGUGAAACGGAGAGGAGAUACGACUACCUGGAGUUCACCGAUGCCCGAGGCGCAAAGACGCGCUACGACACCAAAGUGGGCACCGACAAGUGGCCCAAGAAAGUGACCUUUAAGGCUGGCCCACGGCUGCAGUUUCUCUUUCACUCUGACAGCAGCAAUAAUGAGUGGGGCUACAAGUUCUCCGUCACGGCCUACGGCCUGCCCGACGUGGACGUCUCCUGGGACCUGGACCUGCAGCUGCUGGUGGCCCGGCUCAUGGGGCGCCUGGCUUCCCAGAGCAUGGUGCUGAAGUCCCUGCGGGAGGCAAGAAGCGAAAUCGAGUUGCCUCCUGCCCAAGUGACCGCGGUCCUGAACUCUCCGCUCUGGAAACUGGUCUUCAGGCACCAGAAGCGCUCGGACCAGGAUCUGGGAGCGAGGGAGACUCACCCAGACAACCGAGAGGCCUCCCGCUCUCCCGAGGCCCCCGACGGCCACCAAUUCCUCCUCGGCUUCACAAAACCCGAGCCCGCCCAGCAGUUCCGCGGGCCAAAUUCUGACCUUUUCCAAGGACUCACACAGGCAUGUAAAAAACAGGCCCCCAAGACUGAUAUUGUGGCUGGUUCCACUGUUGAUCAAGCUGUCCACUCCACAUUUGCCGCUUUGGUGUAUCUCUCUCCAGAUUUGUAUGGGAAGCUGCAGAAAUAUGUGAACAGCGGAGGCAAGACACCUCUGAGCGAAGAGUUCGCGCAAGUCUACUCCCUGGCCGACGGCAUCCGGAUCUGGAUGUUGGAGAUGAAGCAGAAGUUCCUCGUGGGCCAGGGAGACGGCGGGGAGGAGAGAGCGGCCGGGGAGAUGAGCGAGGUGAACCCGGAAACACUUGCGCAGCAGUGCAUCCAGAAGAGCCUUUUGCUGCUGAGCUUCCUGCCUGCGCGGACCCAGGCGGAAGGCCGCGGCUCGGAUCCCGCCGAGGACUCCGGCCAGGGCCACAAGGACAAGCGCCCAAGGACGAGCUCGAUAGUCGAGGCGGAUUUCCAAGCAGCGGACGCGGCCCCUGUGUGCCGGGCGGCGGUGGCGGCGGCGGCUUCCGUUUCCCCAGAAGGCGGCCAAGCGGGAGCCGCCGACUCCCGGAGAAAGCCAGCCCCAGGCUCCCCACAGCCGGAGACCCCCACAGCGCCCCCGAGCAGCCCCCUGGACGGGGCCGCCUUGGAGCCCGAGGAGGCCGCGUCCCCGCCCUCCACCCCCACCCGCAAGCCGCCCUUCAGCCGCGGACGGCUGCGGCUGCUCUCCUUCCGGUCCAUGGAAGAGGCCCGGCCCCUGCCCAGCAUCAAGGAGAAGCACCCCGUCCUGAAGCACGCCUUGGACUUCAUCAAGGACCAGUCUCUUUCCCACGAAAGCGUGCUGAAGGUCCUCGCCUUGCGGAAGGCGCAAGCCCAAAGCAUCCUGGGUGUCCUGAAGAUGGUCCGCCAGUGCCUCGACGCCCUCAGCCAGCCCCACUGUUUCACCCCGCCCUGCAUCAUCUUCCUCCUGGAGCUUCUGGCCUGCCAAAAGGACUUCACCAACUAUUUUGGGCACCUGGAAGGCUGCGGGGCAGAGCUGCACCAGGAGAUCCGGGAGGCCUACUUCCAGCUGCUGCUCUUCCUGGUCGGCGCCCUCAAAGGCUUCGGCGGCCUCGGCGACAGAUCGUUGCUGCCUGCCUUGUCCUGCGUGCAGGCGUCCCUCCUUCACCUUCUGGAUAUGGGCUGGCAGCCGAGCGACCUCUCCUUCUUUGUCGAGAUACAGCUGCCGCAGCUCCUCCUCAACAUGUCCCAGGAAAACAUAAGUAUUCACGACAGCGUCGUCUGUCCGUGGAGCGAAGAAGAAGAGCUGGCCGGCUACAGGCAGAAUUGCGAGUGGAUGGACGAGUGUCAGGACGGACUCUUUGAAACCUGGUACGACAAGAUCGCCCAGGCAGACCCGGAGAAGCAGAGGAAGAUGCACAUGUUCAUCGCCCGCUACUGCGACUUGCUGCACGUGGACAUCUCCUGCGACGGCUGCGACGAGAUCGCCCCAUGGCACCGCUACCGCUGCCUGCAGUGCAACGACAUGGACCUCUGCAAGACGUGCUUCUUGGGUGGCGCGAAGCCGGAGGGCCACGAGGACAGCCACGAGAUGGUGAACAUGGAAUUCGCCUGCGACCACUGCCAAGGGGUCAUCGUCGGCCAGCGGAUGAACUGCAACGUGUGUGACGACUUCGACCUUUGCUUUGGGUGCUACGCGGCGAAGAAGUUCUCCGAGAGCCACCUGCCCACCCACAGCGUCACGGCCUACCCCCUGGUGACCAUCCGGGUCAGCGACCGGCAGCGGCUGAUCCAGCCCUACCUCCACAGCUACUCCUGGCUCCUCUUCGCCGCCCUGGCCCUCUACAGUGCCGACGUGGCCAGCGGCCAGGAGGUGGACGGCGAGACGCCUGACCCGCCGGUGGUCGGCCACGCCCGGGCCCUGCAGCAGGAGUGCAGACGCCUCAUUGCGGGCUGCCUCAUGCAAGUGCGGCAUGAGAAAGGGGCGAAACCUCCCGCUCUGCUCUGCAUGUUGCCAGAAGGCGACUCUCUGUCCGAAAAUGUGACGCCAUCUGUUGAUUAUUCCGCAGACCGUAACGUGGCCGGUCACGCUAGUCAGGAAGUGCCGGAAAGCAGGACGACACCCGCACCGUGCCCUCCUUCCGAUGUGGAUGUGCAGAGUAACGAGAGUCAGACCUCGGAAGAUACUGAGCAAAAGGGUGGCACGGAGAGCAAGCCUCCCAACGGCCUUCCGCCGAAGAAAGAGGGGCUGUCACCAGAGCAGGAGGCCCUUGCUUUGAAGCCGGACUUGCUAGCAGAAGAGAAGGCAUCUCCCGAUGCAGACCUUCCCGAAGUGGUGUACCUGAAAUGGGAGGAGAAAGCCAGAGCGAGCCCUGAGCAGGUCUUCGCCGAAUGUUCCCAGAAGAGGAUUCUCGGGCUGCUGGCGGCCAUGUUGCCGCACCUGAAAGCCGGAUCGGCCGUGUCUCUCACCGACCUGGACGAGAUCCUGCCGCUCAUGUUCCAAGUGGUGAUCGCCAACGCCGGCCACCUGAACGAGACCUACCACUUGACUCUGGGCCUCCUGGGCCAGCUCAUCCGGAGGCUGACCCCCGCGCAAGUGGACGCCGCCGUGACGCAGGUCCUCUCGGCCAAGCACAGCCUGGUCACGGCCGGAGACGGAUCCACCCUGCCCGAGGGCUGGAAGACGACCCACCUCCUCUUCAGCCUGGGGACCGUCUGCCUGGACAGCCGUGUGGGCCUGGACUGGGCCUGCACCAUGGCCGACAUCCUCCAGGCGCUGAACUCCUCCGCCCAGUGGCACGGCGUGAUUGCUGCCUUCACCGACCACGGCGUCAAGCAGCUGCCCUUCCAGCUGAAGCACACCAACAUCUUCACUCUGCUGGUGCUGGUCGGCUUCCCCGAGGUUCUGUGCACGGGAACCCGGUCGGUGUACAUGGACAACGCCAACGAAGCCCACGACGUGAUCAUCCUCAAGCACUUCAUGGAGAAGAACAGGGCGGUGGUCGUGGAUGUCAAAACCCGGAAGAGGAAAACAGUGAAAGACUACCAGCUGGCCCCGCAGAGCAGCUGGGGCCAGGGCGAGUCCCCGGGCCAGCUGCGCCAGCACCUGCAGCAGUUCGUCUCCAUCAGCAGCCACCUCCUCCAGACCAGCAUCGACAGCAGCUCGGCCGAGGCGGUGGAGGCCUCCUGGGUCCUGUCGCUGGCUCUCAAGGGGCUGUACAGGACGCUGAAGACGCACGCCUUCGAAGAGAUCCGCAAGGCCUUCCUGCAGACGGGCUUGCUGAAGCUGCUGGUGAAGAAGUGCAGCAGAGGCACCGGCUUCAGCAAGACGUGGCUCCUCCGAGACUUGGAGAUCUUGUCGAUCAUGCUGUAUUCCUCCAAGAAGGAGAUCGGCUCCCUGGCGGAGUGCAAAGACCCGGGACUCGAAGGAAGGGACCCCGAUCAAGCCGUCAACCAGGCAGUCGUCGCUCCCGCCGAAGCCGACCAGAACAGACCCGACCCGCUGGAGGGCUUGGACGAAGCCACCAAGAUCUGCUUCCUGAUGACGCAUGACGCGCUCGAUGCCCCUCUGCACAUCCUCCGGGCCAUGUACGAGCUGCAGAUGAAGAGGACGGACUCUUUCUUCCUGGAGGUGCAGAAGAGAUUCGACGGGGAUGUCGUGACGACGGACGAGCGGAUCCGGACGCUGGCCCAGAAGUGGCAGCCCAGCAAGCGCCUGCGGUCGGAGGAGCAGAGCUCCAAGGCGGUCGACACGGACAUGAUCAUCCUGCCGUGCCUGUCCAAGCCGGCCGCCUGCCCCCAGGCCAGCGAGGAGUCGAACCCGGUCCCCCAGAAGCUGAUCACCACCACGGAGAGCGACCUGCAGGCCAGCUACGCCAAGCAGCGCCGCACGAAGAGCGCCGCCCUCCUCCGCAAGGAGCUGGACUCCCGGAGCAAGAAGGCCGUGCGGGGCUACCUCUCCCGGGUCAACGAGGCCACCGCCGUCCUCUAUGCCCGCCACGUGCUGGCCCUGCUGCUGGCCGAGUGGCCCGACGACGUGGCCCUCAGCGAGGAGAUGCUGGAGCUGAGCGGCCCGGCCCACAUGGCCUACCUCCUGGACAUGCUGAUGCAGCUGGAAGAGAAGCCGCUGUGGGAGAAGAUUCUCCGGAAAGUCCUGCGGGGCUGUGACGAGAGCAUGCUAGCCACCAUGGCCCUCACGGCCUGCCAGUUUAUGGAGGAGCCUGGGAUGGCCACCCAGGUGCGCGAGUCCCGGCAUCCCUACAACGACAACACCAAUUUUGAGGACAAGGUUCACAUCCCCGGCGCGAUCUACCUCGCCAUCAAAUUUGACCCGCAGUGCAACACGGAGGAGGGCUGUGACGAACUGUUCAUCUCCAGCAGCCGGGACUUCUUGCACGACCGGCACUCCUUCAGCGGGCCUCCGCACAAGUGGGCCGACUUUGAGCUCCCAGGAGACACCCUCUACUACCGGUUCACCUCCGACAUGAGCAACACCGAGUGGGGCUACAAGUUCACGGUGACCGCCGGCCACCUGGGCAGGUUCCAGACAGGCUUUGAGAUCCUGAAGCAGAUGCUGUCGGAGGAGAGGGUGGUCCGGCACCUCCCGCUGGCCCAGGUGUGGGCGUGGCAGGUGGGCGUGGCCUGCCGGCAGACGGGCUCCCAGCGCCUGAAGGCCAUCCAUCUGCUCCUGAGGAUCGUGCAGCGCUGCAGCCAGAGGGACUGCGACCUGACGCUGCUGAAGCCGCUCUGGCAGCUCUUCUCCCAGAUGGAGACCAGCCGGCAGCACGACCUGACCAAGCUGGGGGUCCUGCUCCCCCUGCACCGGGCCCUGACGGAGCUCUUCUUUGUCACGGAGAACAGAGUCGGCGAACUCGGAUCUCUGCAGGAUUACUUGCUUGCCUUAAAUACGGAAGACCAUCUCCACCGCUGCGCAGCCCAGGCGCUGAGGAACAUUGCCGCGAUUAGCUUUGCCAUCAACUAUACCAACAAGUCGACCAGUCCCUGGAGCGUUUAACGGCGGCUCCGCAGCUCGGGCCGGCUGAGUUCCGCGUCCAUCGGAGCCUCCGCGCCAGCGACGUCUCCCCUCGGCUCAGGAACUGGGGGGCAGGGAAAGGGGUCCUCCUGCUUCGGUGUCCGUGCACUCUCAGCCCCCCCCGCCCCCCACCCUUCUCCCCUCCCCAGCGCAGAUCUGUAAAAGCCAAAAGGGCACUUCUGAGGGAAAGGCGGUGGUGGUGGUGGGGGCAAUACCUUUCCCAGGAGCACUUUGCGCGUCAACUGCAGCCAUGUAUGCACCUCUCUUGUCGCAUGUCCGUGGAACAGUAUUUUCUUCCUCUGACUUUGGAUGGCCCCGGAAGGGCGGGGCGGAGGGGGCGGCUGCCCCACGCCGAAGGAUGAGGAUAUCGUCCAGAUAAGCCUCUUCUGGCGUAUCGUCUCUCCCGCUCCCGCCUGCCCCCCACUUCCCUGGCCGAAUGGCAAACUGGGCGGAAACACUCGGCAGCGUUGCUUGGGUCCCGAGCGGGGCCCUGCCCGCAGCUUUGCUUGAAGGCGCCAGAAGAGGCAGAGGAAGAUGUUUUUGGGGUGGGGUGGGUUGACGGGGGGGGCAGGGCACAGGUGUCAACAGGUCCCACUUCUUGCAAGGUUGGCCCCACCCCCAGAAGCCCGCUUCGCUUCCGCGAGAAGCCAACGAGGAAAAGGGAGUUGUGGGUGAAAUAACGGGGGGGGAAAUGUUAGCAUUAGACGCGCACACACGCACACACCCCGGGGCAAGGAGACGUGACAUUUUUCUGCGAGAGGAUGCCUCUCUCCAGCAGCCGGAAUGCCUUCGAUACGACUUGGGACGUGUGGCCUGGACGGCAUGGAAGUUGAUCAUGUGGCGGCCGGAGGGGUGGGUGCUGCUUCUCUCCAAAAUGUGCCUCCUAGAAGGGAGAGGAUUCGGCAGGGCUCUCUUGCUCGUACCGCCCCACCCCUUUUGAGAUGCUGGUCCCAUCGGAUGUCCCGGCUCCGAAGCGGCCAGCCGCUCGCCUCGUCUUGCUUCGCAGAGCAAUCCCUGCACGGCUCCUUCUGAACCUGCAACGCGCGGCUUUAAUCUCGGGUUGUGGGAGGCAGGUGGCUGCGGCUGGUUUUUUCUCCCUCCCCAAAGACAGACGGUAAGGCGGGGCGUGCGUGGAAGGUAGGGAUGGCGUUUUCUGAGCGGCCCCCUCUCGGCGCCCGCUGUUUCAGAACUGGGAUUCCGAGACGGCUGGGGAAGUGGAGCAGGAAGGAAGCCAGUCAAGACGGGCAAGUGAGCGGCUGGGGUUGGUUGGUGUCGGCUGAGCUGGAGCGGGAAUUGCCUCUCCUGGAAACGUUCCUAAGGCAGGGAGAGGUGGGGCUGCCCCCUGCCCCCUCUCGGCUGCUUUUCCUUCAGGCCCUGCCCGUGGAAGGGGAGAGAUGGAUUUGGGAGCUGAAACGAGUGAGGUGAUGAGGAAGAGGGGCGAUCUGGGGCGUGGCUGGCUUGGGCGAUGCCCCAUCAGGAGGUGGGGCAAACCCUCCCCCUGUCCCCGAGAAGGUCCUGGCAGUGUCUGGGCUGCCCUUCCCUCCCCAGAGCCCAGCUGUGGGGCCUUCCUAGGCCGUUGGAGGGGGAAAGGGCGGUGUGGGCCACCAGAAGGGGCCAGGCCGUUGACCAAAGUCUUGAGCGAGAGGAGCAGGAACGAGUUCCUCCGGGAAUGGCUUUCUCAAAGGGCAGGGGGGCUGUGCCGAAACGCCCACAGAGCUCACUCUCCGUCCGUAGUCCGCUCUCCUUUCUCCACCUCCUCUUCAAAACCAAAUCAUUGAUGGGCCGCAGCCUCUCUGAAACUCGCCGGCUCUCGUGGUGGCUUUUCUCCCUCCUGUCUCCGUUGGCUUUUGCUUUGCCGGCACACCGACCUGCUUCUACCCACCACUGUGCAGAGCUGGCUUCUUGCUUGGGGGAGUGCCCGGCCAGCCCCACUCCUGCUUCGACCCCCCUCUCCCCCAGCGGGAUUGACUGGGCCCAAGCCGGAGCCGAUUUCUAUCCUUGCCUUACUCUCGGAGGCCUCGCCCCGCAGGCAAGAAGUCGUGCUCCUCUCUGGGCCCGACGGCAUCCGGUGUUCCUCACGCAGCUCCUCGGCCAUUCGACGAGUCGAACCCGAGCCCAAGAUCUCAGCCUGGAGGCCGCGGCGAAGCAGGAAGGGUCAGGAAAUGUGCCUAAAACGACCGUUCUGCGGGUCUGAAUGAAGAAACCCCCACCAUCUGAACACGACUCUUGGCUUUCAAAGGAAACGCUUAGGACGUGGGUGGUUUCGACUUUUCCGUACGGGUUUUUUUUCCUUUUGAUUUUGCAAACUUCAAUGAUUUUUUUUUUUUUUGGUUUAACAUUAUUCAAACCAGCCCCUUAGAUUUAUUCCUGUUUGGUUGAAUGUGUAUAAAAAAAACAAACCCAAGUUAUAGAUGCAGUGGAUAUAUGCAAAUGAAGAGAUAUAUUGUAAAAAAUCUAUUAAAAAUGAAAGUACAAGGACCGUG